Messenger RNA from Teleopsis dalmanni, 798 nucleotides. RefSeq lists its product as uncharacterized. Gene Ontology annotation, cellular component: membrane. Bases 115 to 636 code for a protein of 173 amino acids. The transcript has 5 exons. NCBI's taxonomy places the organism in Eukaryota, Metazoa, Arthropoda, Insecta, Diptera, Diopsidae. The record is from RefSeq and is a predicted model, not a curated record.
UGUUUAUAUUUUUCAUUUAAUGCCAUAUGCUUGGCAUUAGGAUUUGGCUUCAUCACAAUCGGAUCAAUUUGUGAGGAUUUCUUUAAUGGCUUCGAUAGUUUGCCUUUUCUGUUCAUGUACUUCCUGGGUUUUCUGGUUUGCUUUGCCAACUUAAUUAGCACAAUUGCUUAUAUAUUGCAGCAUUACCGUCUCUUCCGUGCCUAUAUAGCGUGUGUACUUACAAUUAUGAUUUCUGUGCUGUUCCUCAUGUAUGUAUGCCUGUACGACUAUAGACAAAAUGAAAUUUGUAAGGAUGUUUUAGAAAAGGAGUGGAAAGUCUUUGUUGAACACCAAGACAACGAGUUUUGGAGUAAAAGAUUUCAGAUGGGUUUUCACUCAUACCAGUUUUUACUUGGCUGCUGUGGUUUGCACAACAAGACUGAUUACGAAAAGGAGAAUAUUACUAUACAUAUAUCGUGUUAUGAAGUUAUUGACGAAGAAAGAUCAGACGAACCGUACGAAAUUGGCUGUAUAGAGGCUUUUACUUCCUUCAUAACAUAUAAUAUAGGUGUUACCAGAAUUUUAAGUUGGAGUCUAAUGUGCUUUAUAGUCUUAUCACUGCUCUUUACUUUGAAUAUUAUUGCCCAUUUUGAAUGAAACCAAAUUACUAGAGAAAAUGUUUUCAAGUACUGUCAAAGGAUUUGCAAGUAAUAUCCGAAUGCAAUUCAUAAAUAUUCUCAACAACUAGAUGGUCUAAAAAUAUUGAUAACAUAAAUUACAUAAAAAGUUCUAAUCAUUCAACACCUUAUAAAAAAAUUG